AUGGGUCUUCCUGAGCUCUGGGAUACCAUUCGAGAUUUCGAGGAGGUCAAGCCCAUUGCGCAGCUUGCCGAAGAUCACUACAGAGAACAUGGCAGACCACUUAAAAUUGCCGUUGACGAGGCGGAUUGGAGAUUUAACAAUCUCACUAUGGCGCAGGUAUACGCCAUUCGUGAUUCCUCCAAUGAACCUGCAUUCCAGGGCAUCGAGAAGGCCAUGUUCUACCGUAUCUGCAAACUCUCGACUCUGAACAUCCAGCUGUUGUUUGUGUUUGAUGGGCCGGGAGUUCCUGCUAAGCGCGGUAGGAACGGCGGAAGGAAGAUCGAUUACGAAAGACUCCGCUUGUUGAAACAGUUGCUGCGCUGCUUUGGCAUCCCAUAUCAAGAAGCUCCCGGUGAAGCGGAGGCCGAGUGCGCGCGUCUGCAGAUACUAGGUAUUGUUGAUGCUGUGUGGUCUCAAGAUUCAGAUUGCCUUAUGUUUGGAUGCAGCCUGUGGCUCCACGACGAUCGGGUUGCCAAAGAGCCGGGGACCAAGGAUCGCAGCAAGGAAAACACAAAGAAAAGUGACAGACGUGUCCGCAUUGUUCGAGCUAAGGACUUGAAAGACAGACUGAAUUUAGACCGCGAAGGUUUGGUUCUUUUUGCUAUGCUCGUUGGCGGCGACUAUCAUCCAACCGGCCUACGAGAUUGUGGCGCAGGUAUAGCUUUGGCUGCUGUAAAAGAAGGAAAUCUUGCACAGGCUCUGUGCUUGUGUCGCAACCAGAGAGAUUGUACAGAAUGGAGUUUCCAACUUGCUGCCUUUCUUCAGACGAGGCGUCAGGCACGGAACUUGCCCAUACCUUCUAAUUUCCCCGGCUUUAAGAUUCUGCAGAAGUACUACAGGCCGAAAGUCACAAGUGACGAGCUUCUGACAGGAAACAAGUCGCUCAGUCUGGUGACCAGUCGAGCGAUCGAUGAACGUAAGCUGCUUGAUGUCACAAGCAGCCGUUUCAAUAUCUGGGGAAGACUGUACAUGAAUUGGGUGGGCCCUGUACUACUCACACGAUCACUAUCGAAGAGGAGUACAUCUUUGCCUAGGGAAGUGGUACAUGACAUCAAGCUCACGAAGCAGCGCGCAAGCAAGAACCAGGAAAUCAUGUCACUGCGCUCCUUUGAACGCAAAAUCACCUUCUCGCCUUUCGAAGUCACCAGCUUGCGAAGAGAGGAUUUCGAGGGCGGAGACCGCGAAGGAAUGUGGGAGGGCAAAAGAGACAUGCCGUUCAAUCCGACGCACCGAGUUGAGUGUGAUUACUUCCCCGCGUUCUGGUUAGAUCGAGUCCUGCCCCAAGGAAUCCUUGAUCCGCCUCCCUCUGCACCAAAGGAGAAGCCCUCAAAGCGAAAAGGGCAGCCGGACCUUGAUGAUUGGGAUACAGUAUCGCCAUCAUCUACAAACAAGAAGCAAAAACCACAGAGCAGUAACCAAGUAGUGUUAGCCACACCACAUCUCGCCCCGACAAGCGAGUCCACGCUCAGUAGAUUGCCAAUCGAUCCUGUUCGUAGACUUAAACCCCAAGUUCCAAAGCGGGGGUCGACCAGCAAAAAGAACAACACCUUUGCCCGCUCAAGUCCUUCAACCCCACUCGUUCAACGGCAGCCUACAACUAAGCCUUGUGAGGUUUUUGAUCUGUCAAACCUGGACGACAAUGUCGUCUUGCGUCUUCCUCCUAGCCGGCAAGCUGAAAAAUUGUCGUCGCUACCGACAUCGCUGUCCAACGUGGUGGAUCUUGGCUCACCGGAAUCAUCCGCAGACGAAAGCGAAGACUUGGCUUGGGCGAUGCGUUUGAGUAUGCAGUCAUCACAUCAAGAAAGCAAACCACUACCUGACAACAUGAUUGCGCGAGACAUAGACACGCCACCUAAGCUUUCGCACAUCCAGAAAGUCACCAGUCCUCCCAGACCCGUUUCUGCCGCGAAAGCGAUACCAUGUGAGACCGAUAAGGAGGCACGUGGAACCAGCACUAGAUUUCUCCCUAUCCCGGAUAAGCUCGAUUCGAUACGUGCUGCUCGUCUCAAGCAUUUCGUGUCGAGUCCCGUCGCGAUUCAUCAACAGGUUGUGCCGAACAGAGAGACUGCAGCAGCAUCAAGGGUGGGAGCUUCUGUUGACUGCAUCGAUCUUACUGGGGACUAA
Ascochyta rabiei is the source of this 2163-nucleotide messenger RNA. RefSeq lists its product as uncharacterized. Gene Ontology annotation, molecular function: 5'-flap endonuclease activity. Bases 1 to 2163 code for a protein of 720 amino acids. The record is from RefSeq and is a predicted model, not a curated record. The transcript has 3 exons. Lineage: Eukaryota; Fungi; Ascomycota; Dothideomycetes; Pleosporales; Didymellaceae.